AUGGCUGCACCAUCUAGCCCCUCAAAGAUGGUUUCUUCCACCAAUCUUUCUCUGUCCAACUCCAGUCCCUGGAGACUUAAAGUGACAGUAGAAGCCCAACCAGAUAACGAUAUGUUUCUCGAUCUCGCUGCGGAAGAAUCUCUGACGAAACAGACCCGAAAGCCGAAAGCUUCAAGAUCGCGACUCGUCUCGAAACCUAUCCCAAAACCUGCGAUACCUCCCCGCAAGGCGAGAGAAGAUACCGCCAUGAGCGAGGACUCGCUAGGUCUCGACAAUAUCAGUGGGAUAUUCGCAGCUGAUUUAUCACCGAUUCGACCUCCAGUUACGCCGAAGAGGCCCCUGUCGGAAGUUUCGAAAACCCUGAAUACCGUCAUCGUACCCUUAAAAGGAUCCGAGCCGAAGCAGAAGCCGCCUAAGAGGAAAGCAACUCCGGCUCGUAAAAAACCGAAAGAGAUCGAUCUGUCGAUACUGGAACCAGAUACUACGCAACUAUCAAUCGGGGCGACACCCAAGAGAGGACGUGGUCGGCCCAGGAAAUCCAUAAACAAUAUGACCGAGGUGGCGGCGGGGGUGGUUAAUCGUGAGGAUAAAAGUGCCGUGGAUGUCCAAAAGGACAAUAUAAACCAGAACGGCACAGACAUCGAACCAUCUCACCCACAAAAGUCCAUCGAAGACACAUUCCAUAUGCCGUCACCACCAAGCUCACCAAUUCCACAGACACUAGACCGAGACGUAACGACUAUUGAGCACCCCUUAGAUGAUCAAAAUGAUCUUUCGAUCAUGGCGAGCGAAGGUUUCUCAAUGAUAGCACCCCGACACACAACAUCGAUGGAAGCCCCUGUGGGCUUAACUACUCCGCGGUCAACACCAGAGAUAGAAGAUAACCAUGACGAGGGGCCGAUUCCACUGUUAGAUCCCGCUUUAGAGUCGCGCGCUCGCCAAGAUGAAGGACUUUUUUCGAGGGGCUCCCAGAGAUCCUUGCACACCAUAGCCGUUGAAAACGAAGCUGUUCAAAGUGGUGUCGUGGAAGAACCCGAUUCUCUUUCUCUAAAGCCUGGGCCUCGAAGGCGAAGGAGUUUGCGACUCAUGCCGAAUCUAGCAGCCGACGAUCCAGCAGAAUCAUCUUCUAAGACCUCCAAAGUGAUUGAAAGAUUCCGCGAGCUUACGAACAAUGCCGCCAAAGCAAAUGAACUCCCACACCCCGAACCUAGAGACGAAGCAUCUAGUUUCAGAAGAUUUCUGCAAACUGGGCCCGAUAAAAUCGUGCCUGGGACCUAUGACGAGUCCACUGUAUAUUUUGCAAAUAAGAAACCUGUCCAAUCUAUAGACAGGAGAAGGCAAACCCCGGCGAAAAAGUCAAGGUCCGGUAUUAUCGAACCUGCAGAAGAAGGCUUUGGGAAUAUCCUUCCGGAACACCUUCUCCCGCCAACAAAAUCGGCAGGUAAACAGAAAGUGACUACUAAAAACUCCACCCCGAACACCCGGGCCGCAGCUGCUAGACCCCCUCCGAGAGAGACCCCAGUGGCGCAACAGAUGCCAUCGAAUGUAUUCGACGAAGAAGGGAGGUCUGUGCGGUGGCACGAUGAUGUUAUGGGCGGAAGUUUUUCCCUCAAUUCAGGCUCCAUAGACCAGCGGCCUGAACCGGAUGCUCCCCAACAAGAAUCUACUCACAGAUUGCUCGAGAAUGAGGUUAUCAUCGAGCCAUUCCGGCUUCAUGCUGGAAAACUAGACGACGGGACUCUUAUGCCCUUGGUUGUUCGCAAAGCAUGGGUUGAUCGUUAUUGGGCAGUUUUAACAAACCUGUCGUAUCCUAAUACCAAAUUAGUAAAAAGAAGCAAACGUUCGAUGGCUAAAUUGCACCCGGAGGAGUCAGCCGAGGAAUCUAUGGAAAGAAGGCGAAGGAUCCUGGAAACCUUCCCGAGGAAUAAUGAAGGACACUUGGUUUUAUCAGAGCAGGACUCAAAUAUCAUCGAUGCCUUUGAGGAGCAUAUGAGACGAGAGAUCUUAGGCGAAAGACGGGUCGCAGGUGAGACCCGACGCAUGUGGGGUUUCUCAAGACACCAGAUCAAAGAGGCGUUGAUUGUUCUAAAAGUAUCAAGACAAAGGCGGAUCCAAUGGGCGGUUUCUGCCGGCGAAAGGCUUGAAGACUGGGGUCUUGCAUGA
Orbilia oligospora ATCC 24927 is the source of this 2163-nucleotide messenger RNA. RefSeq lists its product as uncharacterized. The record is from RefSeq and is a predicted model, not a curated record. Bases 1 to 2163 code for a protein of 720 amino acids. The transcript has 2 exons. Lineage: Eukaryota; Fungi; Ascomycota; Orbiliomycetes; Orbiliales; Orbiliaceae.